Messenger RNA from Selaginella moellendorffii, 1411 nucleotides. RefSeq lists its product as uncharacterized. NCBI's taxonomy places the organism in Eukaryota, Viridiplantae, Streptophyta, Lycopodiopsida, Selaginellales, Selaginellaceae. The transcript has 6 exons. The record is from RefSeq and is a predicted model, not a curated record. Gene Ontology annotation, molecular function: ubiquitin-protein transferase activity. Bases 60 to 1337 code for a protein of 425 amino acids.
UAGGGUUAUUGGGCGAGGGUAGGGUAGCAUAAGCUAGAUCGAGGAGGAGAUAAGAGGGCAUGGCGGUCACGACCAAGGGCGCGGCGCUGGAAUCUUGCUCGGUGUGCCUGGAGCAAGUCAGCGAUGUCGGGGAGAGAUCGUUCGCGAAGCUCAAAUGCGGUCACUAUUUCCAUCUAGAUUGUAUCGGCUCGGCCUUCAAUGCCAAGGGAUCUAUGCAAUGCCCGAAUUGCCGGCGCGUCGAGGAGGGGCGGUGGCUCUAUGCUUCUGGAUGCCGCCAGCACGAGGAUUUCGCCUUUGUGGAUCUGCCGUCCAGCGACGAGGAGUAUGAUGUCUACGCAGGCAUGGCGGAUUAUCACGAGCUGCACUUACGCCAUUUCCAAUGGUGUCCAUAUCAGAGCUUUCUCAGCUUGGAGGAAAUCGAUCCUUUAGUAACUGGAUAUUCAGAUCCCAACGUUGUUGUCAACGUUUUGUAUGGAGAGAACCAUCCCGCGGCCCCGACGAACAGCAACACACACCACGUAUGUCCUUUCUUUUCCCCCGCGCAGUCCUACUGGGGGGCGGCAACGCGACAGAUUGUAGAUGAACUGGUUGUAGUGCAAAACCAAGUAGAGCCCCCGAGUGUUGGUGGUGGUGGUGGUGGAGGGGGCUCCAUAGGUGGGACUAUCAGAGGGCCACACUCAUUUCCAGUCCAUGAAAGAACUGGAUGGGCUUCUCAAUCUGGUGGUGCACACAAUCCAGUUGGUAUGAUGAAUGAUGUUGGACUUGCAAGCUUACCUAUUGAGCGUUUCAGGUGGUCUGCUCCUGCAAACCGCAGUGAUGCUGUGCAGCCUGGUUACUCUGGGCAGCUCAGAUCUCCUGAAAACAAUGCAACAUCAUGGCAUCACGUCCCGUGUCCUCACCACGGGCUAGCCUCCACCAAUGUGUCCUCGUCGCCGGCUUAUGCCCAUGGGAACGGGCCGUCGAGAAGAUCAAGACAUUGGGCCCAUGGAACAUCGUCGUCCACAGGCCGAGUUGGAGCUGGAUCGAGAGUGGCUUCUCCGAGAGAGCAGCGAGAGAGCCACCACCGAGAGUGGCAGCGCAGAAGAGAGUCCCCGGGCUAUGAAACUAUGGUGGAUGCGUCGUCACACUGGCGUCCUUGGUUCCAGUCGGGCAGCAGUGGGAGCAACUUCUCAUCGGAGCUCAGAGCGGCGGCAGCGUCUGGAAGCGUUCGAGCGGAUGUUUAUGGUCCGAGUGAUGGUUUCCAGGGGCAGCAUUACUACUACAGCCAGUCGUAUGCUCCUCCAGGGGACGAAGCGCGUCACCAACAGCACCACCACCACCACCACCAUGCACGGUGAAUGAAGAUAUAUAUAACACGGAUAUUAAGUGAUUCUGGUUCAAGUAAAUAAAGUAAAUAAUUUUGGCAAAGAAA